ACUGCCAGGAUGGCAUCUUGUCUGGCUUUGCGCAUGGUGCUGUUGCUUGUCUCUGGAGUCCUGGCCCCAGCAGUGCUCACAGCAGAGGGUCUUCAGGAGCCGGAUCCGACCCUGUGGAACCAGCCCAUUGAACUGCCCUCUGGCGAAGGCCCCUUGGAGAGUACUACUAGCCCCGGCCAGGAACCUGAGGCCACCAGCCCGCCCGUCCCCACCUCCGCGCCCGGACCAGAGGACAGCACUGCGCAGGAGCAGCUGGACCAGGACAACGGCUUACUGGGGCCCGGCGCCAUUGCGGCCAUCGUGAUCGCUGCCCUGCUGGCCACCUGCGUGGUGGUGGCGCUCGUGGUCGUGGCGCUGAGAAAGUUUUCCGCUUCUUGAAGCCAA
Nannospalax galili (Upper Galilee mountains blind mole rat) is the source of this 384-nucleotide messenger RNA. RefSeq names its product secondary ossification center associated regulator of chondrocyte maturation (gene Snorc). The record is from RefSeq and is a predicted model, not a curated record. NCBI's taxonomy places the organism in Eukaryota, Metazoa, Chordata, Mammalia, Rodentia, Spalacidae. Bases 10 to 378 code for a protein of 122 amino acids. Gene Ontology annotation, biological process: cartilage development. The transcript has 3 exons. Gene Ontology annotation, cellular component: cell periphery.